CCUCUAACGGCGGUGGUGUUGUUGUUAAGAGACGAACAUGGCGCAGGUGGACUAGUACUGCUGGCGAUUUGGAAGAAUACAACCAGAGGGAUAAUUUUUUUUUUGGAAAAGCUCGAUCCUGUACAAUGCAAGGGUGAAAUGGUCUCAAUCUUGAAUUGGAUCACUUCUACUGCUUCGUUGAUGACUAAAAGGCGACCAGGACGCAGGAAUACAUUCAACGCCAUUCAUAAACAUUUCUAUAGGACUUCAAACCCCUGAGUGUUGUUGUUGUUGUUGGAUAUUUAAAACGAUUUCUUACGGCUUACAGCAGAGCAUGGCCGGUAAAGUGAAAACGAGCAGUGAUUUACCUAAAGGCAUGGAUAGAUUAAAGGAGGAACACAGAAAGGUGGUGAAAGACUGCCAAAGUCAAAUCGCACACUGGAGAAAAUUGGAGAAUGAUUAUGAAAAUCUGCAGGAGCGCCUCAGCACUUUGCCUGAUAAGGUGUCCUAUGAUAUUAUGGUACCAUUCGGAUCUUUGGCUUUCAUGCCUGGGAAGCUGGUUCACACCAAUGAGCUCACGGUUCUCCUCGGAGAUAACUGGUUCACAAAGUGUUCUGCUAAGCAGGCUCAGACACUUGUAGAACACAGAAAGAAACAUGUAAAGAAUAAACUUGAUGAUUUGCACAAAGUGGUGAAGAGUUUUCAAGACAGAGCUGGCUUCACAGAAGAUCUUGAAAAGAUGGCCUGUGAUAGAGAAUUUGUAGACAUCAGAGAAGAAGUGGGAAAAGAGGAAGCAGUUACCAAAGGUAAACAUCGUGUGGCCCACAAGCCCAACUCCAAGCCUAAGGAGGAGUAUGUGCUGCAGCUGGAGGAGGAGGAGGAGGCAAACGAGAGUGUAGAUGAAGGAAACAGUAAAGGAGUGCUGACAGAGGAGGAGCUGUGGGCGCGGCUGGAUGAGCUGGAGCGUCUGGAGGAGGAGCAGGAUGAGAGAGACAGAAUGGACAGCACGGAUACCAACGGUGAGGACACGACUUCCUCUUCGUCAGAGGAAGAGAAGGAGGCAGAUGCUGGCACCACGGUCCAGGUUAAUGGCCAUGAGCAACACAGGGACUGUGCUCCUGCCUCUCACACAAGCCAGGUCAAUGGUAUCCAACCACAGCUUGAUGAUGAUGAUGAGCAAGAAGAAGGCGGCGAGGAGGAAGGCGAUGCUCUGCCAACUAUCUACUUCAGUCAUACAGUAGAGCCCAAAAAAGUGCGAAUAAACACAGGAAAGAACACUACUCUCAAGUUCAGUGAGAGGAAAGAGCAGAAAGAGCAGGCCAAGCGUAAAAAGAAGAAUGGCAAAUGCAACGGCCAUGCUGUUCACGAGCAUCAUAAAAUCACGACUCCUGCUGAUAUCUACAGGGUAUUUGUGGAUGUAGUGAAUGGUGAGCCUGUCCCAAGGAAAUCCAUCCUGAAGUCGCGCAGUCGUGAGAACAGUGUGUGCAGUGACACCAGUGAGAGCAGCACAGCAGAUUUUGAGGAGCGCCGUGCUUUUGUUAACCGCACACACAGCCAUGAUGAAGGCACUCACAGUGACACCAGUGAUGGUAUUACUGAAGAGGACAGUCCAACUGGAAUAAGUCUUCACCCUAAUGGACGCUUUGAGGCUUUUUCAGGGACAGUGAUUGAGAAAGAUCCACUGCCCUCAAUGAUCCCUCACCUGACGAUCACCCCUCCUGCGUUACCCACAAUCCUUGAAAGAAAGCAAGAAGAGGUGGGCUCAGAAGUGCCCCAGGAUCCACCCAAGAGGGUGUCAAAGUUCAAAGCUGCCCGGCUGCAGCAGAAGUGAGACUCUCUAAUGGUGGUGUGUGGGUGUGUUUUUUUUGUUUUUUUUUUUGUAUGACAGUAAUAAUUGGUGGUUCUGCACACCUCUGUCCUGCCUCUCCUUCUUAUUUCAGUCUUUGCUGCUGUUCUGUGCUGUCUUGCUCAAGCCAGUCCGGUCUAUUUUCACUGAAUAUGCAUUGUGUGCUAUGCAUUUUCUGAACAUCCGCUUUAUUCUGUCCUGUCCUAACAGUAGGAGAUGCAACACUGCACAAACAUGUUCAACCUCUCCGCUCUGCUGAAUUGGCCAGGCACAUUUUAUUCAUUUAUUCACUGAAACAAAACUGCAUAACUCACCUUUUCCAUAUAUACCUACUGCCUUUGCUACGUGUUCCUCUAGACCACACCUAUAUGAAUAGAAAACAGUAGCAUCAGAAAUAUGCUACACACACACACACACACACACACACACACACGGCAGGUUACUGUCUUUGUGAUUUUACUAGCUGCAAUGGUGACCUGUCAGAUAGAGGUGUUUUGUACCUUAUAAAGUAUCUCACAUGUCAGUCUGCUUUAACUUCUAAACCUUUCUAAGUCUUCUACAUUGAGAUUAUUUUGCUGUCUCUCCAGUCUUUGGAUGUGGAUCAGCCUUUUGUGAUUGAAUACAAAUGUUAACCAGAAAAUAAAGGAUUUUGCCAAUA
Messenger RNA from Pangasianodon hypophthalmus (striped catfish), 2483 nucleotides. It is a transcript of the gene uri1, whose product is annotated as URI1 prefoldin like chaperone. Gene Ontology annotation, molecular function: phosphatase inhibitor activity; chromatin binding; transcription corepressor activity. The coding region runs from base 314 to 1810 and encodes 498 amino acids. NCBI's taxonomy places the organism in Eukaryota, Metazoa, Chordata, Actinopteri, Siluriformes, Pangasiidae. The record is from RefSeq and is a predicted model, not a curated record. Gene Ontology annotation, biological process: negative regulation of phosphatase activity; negative regulation of transcription by RNA polymerase II. The transcript has 11 exons.